Molecule: messenger RNA, 845 nt
Organism: Aureococcus anophagefferens
Lineage: Eukaryota; Pelagophyceae; Pelagomonadales; Pelagomonadaceae
Exons: 2
Coding region: 30-821 (263 amino acids)
Source: RefSeq, a predicted model, not a curated record
GCCGCCGGCGCCGACCGCUUCGGCCAAAAAUGGGCGACGACUCCCGGGAGCGGAAGACGCUCCGCGACCCCUCGUCGAGCUGGAUUGAGCGCAUGCGCGAGACGCCGAACCUGUCCCGCAACUCGGUGCUCAUCGAGCCGCUCGAGGGCGGCCCGCCGCCGCCGCCGCCGGGCAAGGGCAAGGGCAAGGGCAAGGGCGCGUUCUCGCCGCGGGACUACGGCCGCGGCGGCGGCGGCGACUACCGCGACCGCGACCGCGACCGCGACCGCAGCCCGCGCGGCUACUCGGACCGCGACCGCGGCGGCGGCCGCGGCGGCUACGGCGGCGGCCGCGGCGGCGGCCGCGGCGGCCCCGGGCGCGACGGCGACUGGCCGUGCCCGAACUGCUCGAACGUGAACUUCGCGCGGCGCGACGAGUGCAACCGCUGCGGCGAGUGCAAGCCCAUGUCCGCGGGCGGCAAGGGCGGCGGCGACCACCGCGACCGGGGCCAGGGCGGCAAGGGCCGGCGGCCGGAGCCCGGCGACUGGAACUGCGCGGCCUGCGGGAACCUGAACUGGAAGAAGCGGCUCAUGUGCAACAAGUGCGGCGUCUCCAAGCCCGACGGCGCGGGCGGCGACCGCGAGGGCCGCGCGGGCGGCUACAACGAGCGGCAAAGUGACCGCGACUACGCGAAGCCCCAGGUCGAGGAGGACGGGUUCGGCCGCAAGAAGAAGUCGAAGAAGGACCGGGCGACGCGCGAGGCGGAGGCGCUCGCGCGCCUCGAGGCCGGCGAGUCCGGCGAGUCCGGCGGCGCGAAGCGGAGGCGCUACGGCGAGCUCUAGGCGGCUGUUUUAGUGUGUGUGCGG